CCAAGAACCCGCGAAAUUCUUCAUGAAGUUUUGAGCGUAAUAGCAAUGGAUGCCAGUGCCGUUGAGCAUGCAACUAUUGCAAUUCAGGACCCUGACGGUAGGGAUCCAGAGUUGGAAUCAGAGAUUCAUUACUCACAAGAUGCUGGCUCAGCUACUGGAGAGGGGAUGCGGGAACUUGGAAGCGCUGGAGAAGUUCUAACAAGAGUGGAACUGGAUUUGGUUUUCUGUUCCGAGAAGUUGGUAAACUUGGAUGUGCUUUUGAUGCAUGUGGCGGCAAGGGAAAGUGAUUUUGAAGCUAUAACCGUAGAGAGUGACGAUGUUUCAGCCGACUCUGUUGAGAAGGCAAUGGAAUUCAAUCUUUUAUCUGUAGUCUUAGAUUCAGAGGUUAGGGAGCUGGAUAAUUUCAUGGAAUAUCUUGAAAGAGAAAUUGUGGAUGCCCGUCAGAAAAUAUCUUCGUGCGAGCACUUGCGAGAUGCUUUCCCAGAAAUGGAACAGAAGUUGCACGACUCUGAAGAAUCUUUGAAGCAGUCGAAAGACCAAGUCUCUGAGUUGGGGACGCAAUCUGCCAAGUUCCAGAGGACUUUGAUAGCAUAUAGCGGGCUAGAAAAUUGGAAUGAUGACAAGGGUGCUGAGUUUUCUGAAAGCAAUCAAUUUUCAAACAUUAAUUCCAAGUUGAAAAUGCAGACUACUGAACAACGAAGACAUAUUCUGAGCAUGCUGGAGAAAUCCUUGGCAAGGGAGCUUGAUCUUGAAAAGAAGCUAUCAGAAUCAAGACAAAAUGAAGAAGAGCUGAAAUUAAAGCUACACUCUAUGGAACAAGAAGUGUUCUGUGUGGAAGAAGCUGAGGAGAUUGUUUUGGAGAGAUUAUUUGAAGCAGAGAGUACUGCUGAGAUACUGAUGGGAAUUUCAAAAGAAAUGAUGGGUCGACUCCAGAUUGUUCAGUUUAAUUUAAAUAGUGCAGUUAAACGAGAGAAUGAGAUGAAUUCUAAACUUAAGGUUUCCAUGGAACAGGUAAGUGCUAAAGAAGCUUCUUUUCAGAAGCUUGAAUCCAGCAGUACGGAUCAGACAGCCAGCCUAAAAGCCGACCUGAAGGAAGCUACGGAUAAAUACAUUCUUGCAAAUUCCAAGGUCUUCACUUUAAGCGAAAAAGUGAAUUCACUUGAGGAGCAACUGAAAGAAUCUGAGAUUAAGCUGCAGAAUGCAAAAGCUUCCUUGGAGGCAAGUCUGGAGCAGAAUAAUGUUUUUAAUUCUGAAAUAUGUGACAUGGAAAAUGUAAUUGACGAUCUGAAAAAAAAUGUUUCUGAAGCUGAAAGUAAAGCAGAGGGUGCUGAGGCCAAGUGUUUGCUUUUAACAGAGACUAACUUGGAACUUAACCAAGAGCUGGGUCUUCUUAAGAGCACUGGUAGUAACACAGAGAAGAAAAACUUUCUCGAGGAGCAGUUAAGGGAAGCUGAUAUAGAACUGCAACAUGCAAAGGCAUCUGCUGAAGCAAGUCAGGAGCAACAGAAUCUGUUGUAUUCUGCAAUUGAGGAUAUGGAAAAUUUAAUUGCGGAUCUGAAGUUAAAAGUUUCAAAAGCUGAAAGUAGGGCUGAAAGUGCAGAAGCAAAGUGUAUUCUAUUGUCUGAAACUAACAUGGAAAUUAAUGAGGAAUUGAGUUUUUUGAGGGGUAGAAUGGAUUCCUUGGAGUUAUCUUUACGUAAAGCUGAUAAUGCAAAAGUAGCAACUGCAAAGGACAUUAGCAUUAGGACCAAAGUUAUUACGGAUCUGGUCAUGCAAUUGGCAAGGGAAAGGGAGCGUGUCCAGAAGCAGAUAUCGUCAUUAAUAAGUGAGAACAAGAAUUUGGUGAAGUUGUUGAGGACAAAGGGUGUUUCUGUAGUGAUGAGUAACAAAGGGAAUGAAAAUAAUAGAGAACCUCCUGUUUCCAAGGAUGGUUUGGUUACUACAAUUUCUACCAAACUAUCCAAAGAAGCAGUUGUGGAAUCUUCUGAUACCGGUUUCCAGGUAAAAGAGCCAUUAAAAGAAGAACCUGUUCGUGCAACUGAUGUCGAAACUGCCAUUUCUGCAAAUGAUGCUGUCGGCGAGGACUCCAAGUCUGAAACCGUGAGAACAAUAGAGGCAAGGGAGCUGAUAAAGUCAAAGCAUCUUUUGGGGGCAAUUCUUGCCUUAAUUGUUUCACUGGCAGCUGUUUAUCUGUUUCAACACGAAAGCCUUUGGCCCAAUAACAGUUGAUCAGGUAUUUCAUGAGUAGUGAUUGUGGCAUGAGAUAGAGUUUUGUGAAUAAAUUCUCUUAUAUAGAAUCAUUGUAGCCUUAUUUUCCUACUUUGAUCACAAGGUUUUCAUUUUCA
Telopea speciosissima is the source of this 2345-nucleotide messenger RNA. RefSeq names its product WPP domain-interacting tail-anchored protein 1-like. Lineage: Eukaryota; Viridiplantae; Streptophyta; Magnoliopsida; Proteales; Proteaceae. The coding region runs from base 46 to 2229 and encodes 727 amino acids. The transcript is spliced from 5 exons. The record is from RefSeq and is a predicted model, not a curated record.